UCCGUUCCGUUCCGCCUCCCCGUCGCCACUCGCCAAACCAGACCCGCCCACCUCCCUUUUAAGCGCAGCUACCCUUUUCCCCGUGCACCCUCCUCUCCGCCGCGCUCCCCCUUCCGCCUCCACCCAGCUCGUUUCCGCUUGUUCGCGUGCGUGCGUGCGUGUGGGGUGAAUGGGUGACCUGGGAGGUGGAGACCGGCGGGAGGCGGCGGCCGAGGAGGACCCGGCGGCGGCGCCGGCGCCGGCCGGAGCCGGGCCCGACCACCUGGUGGUCAUGGUCCACGGGAUCGUCGGGAGCACAGCAGAUUGGAAGUUUGGAGCAGAGCAGUUUGAUAAGUUGCUCUCCGACAAAGUCAUAGUUCAUUGUAGCAACCGCAACAUGCGCAAGCUUACUUUAGAUGGCAUUGAUGUGAUGGGUGAACGAUUGGCACAAGAGGUUAUUGAAGAAAUCAACAGAAGACCAUAUAUCAAAAAGAUAUCUUUUGUUGCACACUCAGUUGGAGGAUUGGUUGCUAGAUAUGCUAUUGGAAGACUCUAUAGACCGCCUAAACAAACAUCAGAAAAUGCUCCGCAAAGUUUGAGUGACAACAACAGAGGUACAAUACAUGGACUUGAGGCAGUGAACUUCAUAACCGUUGCAUCACCGCAUCUUGGUUCCAGAGGAAAUAAGCAGGUUCCUUUCCUUUUUGGAGUUACUGCAAUUGAAAAUUUUGCAUGCUGCAUCAUUCAUUUGAUAUUUGGAAGAACUGGCAAACAUCUCUUUCUUACUGAUUAUGAUGAUGGAAAGCCUCCAUUGCUGCAACGCAUGGUGGACAAUUGGGGUGACCUGCAGUUCAUGUCUGCUUUGCAAGCAUUUAGACGACGAGUUGCAUACUCCAAUGCUUGUUAUGAUCAUAUUGUUGGGUGGAGGACAUCAUCCAUCAGACAAGAUUCGGAAUUACCCAAGUGGGUUGAUUCAACAAACAAGAUCUACCCACAUAUUGUAUAUGAGGAGCUAUCCAAAGCAGAAGCUCCUAAUCAAUGUGUGGACACGGACAACUGCACACUAGAAGAACGUCUUUUAAGAGGACUUAAGCGUGUGUCAUGGGAAAAGGUGGAUGUUAGCUUCCACAACAGCAAAGUAAGAUCUGCAGCACAUAGUGUGAUUCAGGUGAAGGAUCCUGUGAUGCAUUGCGAAGGUGCCGAUGUCAUACAGCAUAUGAUUGACCAUUUUACUCUCUAGUAACCCGGGUCUCUGGAAACAGACGUAAACCAGGAUACAUUUGCUAACUGCUGAGUCGCCGAACCUGACAUGUUUAUGGAAAUACCAGGCAUCAAAGAUUCAAGUCACUGAUGGAAGUAAAUAGAGGGGGAAAACACUCGUUGUCAUGUUAAGACUAUCCUUGUCAUUAUAAAUGUUUAGCAUUUAUUUAGUGGUGUUCUUGAUACGGCGUGCGUGUAUUUUAGAAGACAUGCUGCAGAUAUGAUGUGUAUAUGUGUUUAAAAAAAAGGAGCUGUUGCAUGGAUACAACGGAAAUGCUGAUUUCACUUCGAGAAAUAUGAUUGUACAUGCAACAAGGCAAUUUAAAAAUCAGAUUCAUUGGUGACA
Setaria italica (foxtail millet) is the source of this 1585-nucleotide messenger RNA. RefSeq names its product putative lipase YOR059C. The record is from RefSeq and is a predicted model, not a curated record. The transcript has 10 exons. NCBI's taxonomy places the organism in Eukaryota, Viridiplantae, Streptophyta, Magnoliopsida, Poales, Poaceae. Bases 170 to 1219 code for a protein of 349 amino acids.